CGCUCGCAACGUGUCGGACCGGCUCCCGCUCUCUCGAAUGUCGCCGCUCGUCGGCUCGUUUGUCACCAGUGUCCAUUGUUGACUGACUCGAUUCGAAGUGACCGCAGUUUUGCCGGGUUUUUUUGCCGCCGAUCGUCCACUCUUUGACGCCUUCCACUUCUGCGUGCGCGAAUUUGUGACGUGCGUCGACAUGAACAACAGGCACUUCUCCAGCAUGUACAGCAUUGGAUAUUUAGUCGCCCUGCUCUGCAUCACCUGCAUUCAAGGCGUUCUUGGGAUGCAGCUGAUGGAGGUGCGAAUUCCCAAACACAUCGCUCGCGACGAGAGUGCGCGACUCGAGUGCAAAUACGACCUGGGGCAGGAGUCGCUCUACUCGGUCAAGUGGUACAAGGAUGGCAAUGAGUUCUACAGAUACGUUCCGCAGGAUAGACCACCGACGCAAAUUUUCACUCUGCCUGGAGUCACAGUCGAUCUGCACAACUCCUCGGAGAGCACCGUGGUUCUGACACACGUGGAUCUCUCUUCGUCGGGAGUCUACAGGUGCGAGGUGUCGGCGGAGGCGCCCUCUUUUCAGACUGUGUCAGAGAGAGGAGACAUGACCGUCGUCGCGAUGCCGAAAGACGGGCCGCGCAUCUCCGGCGGUCGGCCGCGCUACCAAAUUGGCGAUAUGGUGCGAGUUAAUUGCACGUCGGCCCGCUCCAAACCGGCGGCCACACUGCAGUGGUUCAUCAACAGCGAGCUGGCUGAUUCGAAUUUCCUGCGCGGGCCGUACUAUCACGUCGACUCGGACGACCUGGAAACUUCGACUCUGGGUCUCGAGUUUAAGGUGAAGCCGCGUCAUUUUCGCAAGAGUGACAUGAAGCUCAAGUGCCUGGCCACGAUCGCCUCGGUCUACUGGCGCAGCAACGAGGAGAGCGUCGAGGGCGAGAAGCCACGCGAAGCGGUGAUGGAGAGCAGAGGCACCGCCCCGCCAAGUAAGUCGCGGGCCGAGAGAGUCGAAGCAUCGAACGCGGCGAGCUCGGCGUCACUGUUGCUGUCGCUGCUGGUGAUUUCGGCGGUGACGAUCGCCUCAUCUCUGGUGGCUGUUCCGCGGUAACACGGCGUCCUGCACCGCAGACAAAAGACUUAAAAGUGGAAAUGCGACGAGACGACGAGUGGAUGCGUGAGCUGGUGCGGAAGAGCGGGUGUGCUGGAAAAAAGCUGCUGAGUCUGGCGAAAAACUAACGAGAGUGCGCGAGCGGCAAAAAUUUAAUGUGAAUGUGUGUGUCUUGAAUCUCAUGUCUGAUUGUAGCGACGACGAGUGCAGAUCUUUUUAUUUUAUUUUUAUUCCGAGGCGAAAAGCAGAAAAUGUUUGUAAAAAGUCUAGUAACCCCGUGUACGAGGGAGUGCGUGUGUAAAUAAAUGUGAUUUCCAUAUAUGAAAAUAUAAUAUACAAAAAGCCAGCGCGGGCUGUUGUUUCGUCAUUAAAUGUGUAUUUGUUUUCGUUUCUAGUGACAAGUGAUUGUAAAAAUGCGAAUAACAAUUAUUAGUGUUUCUAUACCACUUUUAUCAUUCUCAUCGAUUAUUAUUCAUCAAACUUUCUCCUAGUCUCGCCAAUUGUACUACAUUUAAAAGUGUAAAAAUGGAUAUUUUACAUGAGAAGAAGUAAGUCAUCCAGAAAAAAAUAAGCAACUUUGAAACUUUGACAUCGCGAAAAGGUGCUGUGUGUUUCAUCGAAAAGCUGCUUAUCGUCCCUCGGGAAACUCAUCGUCUGUCAAAUUUUAUUUUGUGUUCUGCAAUUUAUCUCACCGUACCAAAAAUUGAAAUCUAGUACGAGUUAUUUUCGCGGCGUGUAUCAUGCGCAAAGGUUAUAAUAUCAUGUUUAAAAAAAAAUUAUAUAUAUAUUGCUUUUAACAACUUUCAGUCAAUUAUAAAAUGUGAAAUAACUUUGUUAAACAACUAUAUUGAGACAAAGGAUUUUAUUUGAAAUCAAUAAAAAUAAACAUUCCUUUUAUGUGGCCUAGUUUUAAGAUAGAUAAUCAAAUAUUGUUUUUCGUGACCUGCAGAAGCGAUCAACUUGGAAACACCCCCUGAAAGCGUUGAAAUUAAAAUGUUCUUGAUAAUGAAGCACCACAAAUAUGAUGUCAAAAGGUAUGAAAAUUAAAAAUAUCGUAAAAAAUGUUUCUAUCAAUUGUUGAAUGUGCUUAUGAAAAACUUCAAUUGGAUUAAGAUAUUUGAAGGGAUAAAAAAGAACCUGUUCCCGUCAUCCAAAUUUUCCUAUCGCCUAAAUUGUCAAUAUCCACUUUAAAAUAUUGGUAUUUUUUAUUUUCCAAGGCAGAUCCAAAUUUUCUGGCCUCCCAAAACUCAUUCUUCCUUGGAAAUCUUCAUGUAUGCAAUCAGAAAAAUAAUAAUGAAAAAAAACUGCAUUUCAAAGUGGAUAUAACUGUUAAAUGGAAAAUAUAAAUGCCAUGAUUUGACCCGAGUACCACUUACAGGACAUGUCAAAAUUUCGAGUCAUGAAAUUUCUUUUUCAAUAAAGCUCUUGUAAA
Messenger RNA from Neocloeon triangulifer, 2528 nucleotides. RefSeq names its product cell adhesion molecule 2-like. The coding region runs from base 191 to 1096 and encodes 301 amino acids. Lineage: Eukaryota; Metazoa; Arthropoda; Insecta; Ephemeroptera; Baetidae. The record is from RefSeq and is a predicted model, not a curated record. The transcript is spliced from 6 exons.